This is a messenger RNA of Cyclopterus lumpus (lumpfish), 2040 nucleotides long. RefSeq names its product MAM domain containing 2a (gene mamdc2a). The coding region runs from base 1 to 2040 and encodes 679 amino acids. Gene Ontology annotation, cellular component: membrane. The record is from RefSeq and is a predicted model, not a curated record. Lineage: Eukaryota; Metazoa; Chordata; Actinopteri; Perciformes; Cyclopteridae. The transcript has 14 exons.
AUGAGCAGCGCACGCCUCGCUCUCCACGUGCUGCUCCUCUGCGGGUUCCUCGGGGCGCAGCAGCUGCUGCCCGGGUCCUGCAACUUUGAGCUGGGCACCUGUGGCUACACGUCGGACGCGGAGUACGGCAGCUGGAGCAUGAAUGAAGAAGGGCAUUUGAUAACGGUGGACGCAGCCGUCCUAGACGACCAGGAGCAGGCGGUUCUUGUCAGUCCACUUCUGGACCUGCAGGACUGGAGCUGCGUGAGGCUGGUGUACCAGAUCACUGGAAGGGGUUCCCUGCAGCUCCACCUCAGACCGGAUGGGGAUAACUUUGACUACCGAUUGUGGACUGCCAGCAAAGCCUCUGACAGCUGGCUCAUUGCCAAUGUGGACCUGCCGAACACCACAAUCCCCUACCAGAUUUUGCUGGAGGGUCGACCUGAACGUGUCUCGGGGAACAGCGUAGCCAUCUUUGAAAUUCACAUUGUUCCUGGUUACUGCAUAGAGUGUAAUUUUGAGGAGCAUCACCUGUGCGGCUACAGUAACAACUGGAACCCAAAUGUCAACUGGUAUGUUGGCGGGAGUGUGGCCAGAGAGCCAGAGUCUAACCUGCUUGUAAACCACACCAACAAUAACCAGAGAGGCCAAUACAUGUAUGUGGACUCUGUGUACGUCAAGCAAUUUCAGGAAGUAGCCAAGCUGACCUCGCCCAUGACCACGGUACCCAUAGCCGGCUGCCUGUCCUUCUACUACAACAGAGAUCAGGAGAGGGGAAAUAUCUUUUUGGUUUUCACCAGAGACCAGUUGGGCCACUAUGAGGAGAUCUGGAGGCCAGAAGUGUAUGCUACCGCUGGCUGGACUCAAGUCAGCCUUGAUAUCAAGGCCCCACACCCGCUGGAGGUGGUGUUUGAGGUGGCCUUCAACAGUGCCAGAGGUGGAUACGUGGCCAUUGAUGACAUCUCCUUUUCUCCUGAAUUCUGCCACACUGACACAGAGCCGACCGUUGACCCCGCCAUCGCCAACUGUGACUUUGAGAACGGGCUGUGCCUGUACUAUCAGGAGAGGACAGAGAGUAAGGUGUGGAGCAGAGUUUCCGUGAAGCCGAAUGCCUACAGGAUCGGAGACCAUACCACAGGAACCGGCUGUUUCCUCCUGGCAAACAUCCGUUUCACUUCGCAGCCUGGCUAUGUGGGUCGGCUGCAUGGUCCACUGUUACCAGGGAACCACAAAUACUGCCUGAGGUUCUACUACCUGCUGCAUGGCUAUAGGAAAGUAGACAAUGCUCUGUUUCUCUACAUUUAUGACGAGAACAAUGUGGCCCAGGAGAAGGUGUGGAGCCUGACUGACACUGCCAGGGCUGUAUGGACUGAGGUGGAGAUCACCUACAUGAAGCCAAUGCUCUCCAAGGUAGUGUUUGUCAGCAUAUGUAAGAACUUCUGGGAAUGUGGCCUUGCAGCCAUCGAUGACAUCACUGUCAGCCUGGGCGACUGUCAAAUGACAGCAGGCUCCUUCCCGGGCCAGUGUGACUUUGAAGGCGGAGUCUGUGGCUACACCCAGGAUAAGAGAGAAGACAAAGCCGACUGGCUGCGAGUCCGAGGACACACCCCCACCUCCUAUACAGGACCCCAAGGAGACCACACCACUGGGGUGGGCUACUUCAUGUACAUCGAGGCGUCGCUUAUGCGUCCGGGUCACAAGGCCCGACUGCUGACCUCUGACCUGCGGGGCUCCUCGUCAUCUCAGUGCCUGGUCUUCUACCACCAUAUGUACGGCUCCGGCACCGGGAUACUGAGCGUGCUCCUGCGCCGCGGCGGCGGAGCACAGGACACGUUGCUGUGGCGACGCCGCGGCGAGCAGAGCGUCAGCUGGAUGAGGGCGAUGGUGGACUACCACUGCGACGUCCGACACCAGAUUAUAUUUGAAGCCAUCCGGGGCCCGACACUGCGGAGCGACAUCGCCAUCGAUGACAUCCAUUUUAAAAGGGGGCCGUGUGAAGAUCCCGGCGACAUCACGCCGUACUCGGGCUUCUCGGAGUAUUUCAAUGAGAUCGAGAACUGA